AUGGAGACUCACAUUCUCCCCGUCGAUGCAAGUCGACUAGGAGUCAUAACAGCCAAGCAAGUUCCCAACGAUAUUCUCGAUUCGCUGGAGAUCCGACUUAAUUCUCAAUCAAUCGACGUUCAGAAUCUAUUACGAGCCGCUGAACAGAUUCGGACUUCAGACAUUCCCGUGGCAUUUCCCACUGAAACCGUCUACGGCCUGGGAGCCGAUGCAACGAGAAGUGAUGCAGUGCGAGGUAUUUACAAGGCGAAGCAACGACCCUCAGACAAUCCCUUAAUCGUCCACUUUUCUUCGCUCGAACAAAUUCGAUCUGUCCUACAACCACGAUCAUCGUCAACGACAAUGGCAACUGAUAGCCAGAUCUCUCAAGAUCCAAUACCUUCAAUCUACCACGAAUUGAUCAAACGCUUCUGGCCAGGCCCUCUUACAAUCAUUCUUCCAAACCCCUCUCCUUCUCCUCUCGCUCCCGAAGUUACUGCCGGUCUCACUACCUUCGGCGCUCGGAUUCCCCGACACGCGCUCGCCCUCGCCCUAAUCCACACCUCCGGUGUGCCCCUCGCCGCGCCCUCCGCCAACGCCUCGACAAAACCCUCCCCAACUGCUGCCGAGCACGUCGCCCAUGAUCUCCAGGGCCGUAUCAACACUAUCCUCGACGGAGGGCCCUGUGCGGUCGGCGUAGAAAGCACCGUCGUCGAUGGUCUAAGUAUUCCCCCUUCGAUGCUUCGACCGGGAGGGAUCAGUCUGGACCAGAUUCGUAAGGUUCCAGGGUGGGAGGCUACGCAGAUUGCAUACAAGAAUGUUUCGGAGGCGGGCACUGCGCCAAGGGCACCUGGAAUGAAGUAUCGACACUAUUCGCCAAAGGCAACAGUGGUGCUGUACGAAGCGAGGCGUGCGGCGCCGACUUUAUCAGAGAUGAGAGAAACGUUGGAGGGGGCGGAGACUGCUGGCGCGGGCAGUAACAUUGGGCUGGUGCGGACGAAGACGUGGAAUUUGUCUCUGAAUGAUACAGGGGACGCAGUCCAAAUCUACGACAUCCGCCUGGGACCACAGACGUCCGCGAUCGCGCGGGGGAUUUUUUCCGCAUUGCGCGCGCUGGACAGGGAAAAUGUGGACGUCAUCUUCGUCGAAGGGAUCGAUGAUGAGAACGAUGGCGAAGACAACGGAGAAGUGGAUGCCGCGGCAGCAGUGAUGAAUCGAUUGCGGAAGGCAGCGGAGAUUCACAUUUGA
Dissoconium aciculare CBS 342.82 is the source of this 1227-nucleotide messenger RNA. Its product is annotated as translation factor. Gene Ontology annotation, biological process: regulation of translational fidelity. Bases 1 to 1227 code for a protein of 408 amino acids. The record is from RefSeq and is a predicted model, not a curated record. The transcript is spliced from 2 exons. Gene Ontology annotation, molecular function: tRNA binding; double-stranded RNA binding; nucleotidyltransferase activity. Gene Ontology annotation, cellular component: cytoplasm. Lineage: Eukaryota; Fungi; Ascomycota; Dothideomycetes; Mycosphaerellales; Dissoconiaceae.